Harpegnathos saltator (Jerdon's jumping ant) is the source of this 695-nucleotide messenger RNA. RefSeq lists its product as uncharacterized. The record is from RefSeq and is a predicted model, not a curated record. NCBI's taxonomy places the organism in Eukaryota, Metazoa, Arthropoda, Insecta, Hymenoptera, Formicidae. Bases 68 to 451 code for a protein of 127 amino acids. The transcript is spliced from 3 exons.
CCGUUAGUUCUAGAACCAUUGCAAGUCCAAUCAAACGCAUCGUACCCACAUACAAUGCGUUUCACGCAUGCGCAAAAAUUUCUCUCCCAUCAUCGCCACCAUUCCCUUGUUCAUCUACGGAUCGUUCAUUUUGCUCUUGACCUUCGUGUGGGUUGUGUCGUUGUGCAGUCGUCUGACGAAGAAAAAGAAUGGGAUUUGUAGAACUAACCCGCUAACGAACAUCGGAGAGUGUCUGUUAACUAUUAGACGAUGCCACACAAGUGAUUCUGGUUCUGGUUCAAUAAAUGGUUCUGAGCAGAGCUGUCCUAUGCCAGUCAACGGUUACGAAAGUAAAAGAAAAACGGACAACGCGUAUGCAGUUCACACGAUCAAAAAUAUGCAUAGUAGCAGGAACCACAUCCAACCGUCACGAAGGCGAACAAAAGACUCCACACAAGUGGCACUGACAUAAAAUCUGUAUACCAUUGUGUAAACGCCUCUUUCAAACGAAAAUGGAAAAAAUUGAAUAUCGUGCAGUGAUUAAAUUCUUUGUUUUGGAUGGUUUGACACCAACAGAAAUUCAUCCGAAAUUGUUAAAAGUGUAUAAGGAUGCAUCACCUUCACUUUCCACUGUGAAAAAAUGGCCGCUCUUUUUAAAUCUGGUCGUACAAGCCUCAAAAAUGAUCCACGCGAAGGUCGUUCAAAAACUGCUAUAA